This is a messenger RNA of Salvelinus sp. IW2-2015, 2033 nucleotides long. Its product is annotated as zinc finger CCCH domain-containing protein 14-like. Lineage: Eukaryota; Metazoa; Chordata; Actinopteri; Salmoniformes; Salmonidae. The record is from RefSeq and is a predicted model, not a curated record.
UUUGUCUUGGAAACGUAGCUAGCUACUGUACCCUUACCAGCAACUGAUAAAAACUAUUUUCACACGACUUCGAUACGGAAGUGACUUUUUCGUGGCAGGUUGGGAGAAUUAACGUUGCAUGUUAGGAGACUAAGGUUAGGAAAGGGUUAGCGAAAAUGCUCUCCAACCAUCGAAGUGGCGUAAAAAGUGUGUCCCACGUCCCUUUGCAACGAAAGCUAGCGUUUCUAUUUGACAGAUUCAGGUAGGUCCCUCACUGUUUGCUGAACCUGUCCAAUAGAAACACUAGUUUUCGUUGCAAAAACGGAACGUUUUCAAACUGUUUGGAGUAAUGGGGUUUAAUCAGUAGUCCAAACAGUUGCAAAACGACGAUAGAAACGAGAGUUUCUAUUGGACAAAUGCAGGUUGGUCCAUCCCUGUUUGCUUCCGUUUAAGAAACGUUUUGCAACAGAAUCGGCGGAAUGAAUACACCCUAAGUAACGCUAGCUAGGUAACCCAUGAGAAAAUUUGUGUAAAGGUGUCGAAAAAUACAAUGACAUCUAAUUACACUUUAUGCUUGCGUUUUGGCAUGAUAUGAAUUGCUCUGAACGUUAUCCAGAUAAAUAUAGCUACGUUAGCUAGCCAGGCAAGGGAAUGCGAGAGAGUCAUUGCAAACAUGUAACGUUACAGUAGCUAGGUUGUCUUUUUGACCAAGGCUAGCAAUUCACAAUGUAUUUUUUUAAUAUACUUUUUUUUUUUGUCUGCUAUCAAGGGGAAACUUCAAGAACUUGAUGCCUAUGUUGAUGAAGAGCUACCAGACUAUAUCAUGGUGAUGGUGGCCAACAAGAAGACAUCACAGCAGAUGUCUGACGACCUGGCCCUCUUCCUUGGAAACAAUACCAUCAAGUUUACUGUCUGGUUACACGGAGUCCUGGAGAAACGGAGGUCUGUGGCAGUAGAACCAGAGUCGAUGAGGCCUCCGCUCUACUCUGAAGCUGGCAUCUCAGCUGCGAAGAGCCAGAGGAAGGGUGGGGGGGUCAAAGGGGCUUGUGGUGUCCAGUUCGCUCUCUGAUAGGACGGAGGCCCGCGUGUCCAGCUCCGCCCAUGAGCACAGAAGGGUCUCCUCAGACAAGACCUCCCCGUCCAGCUGUACCUCCACGGUCGAGCCCCAGGUGGACUCCUCCGAGGAGGUCAUCGACAUCAAACCCGAGCUGGACGAUGAACUCAUCGGCGAGGACCCCGUGGACAUGGGCGUCCUGCCUGGUCGCCUGCGUGGAUCUAACUCUGGAGGAAGAGGAGUUCGGGCGGCGACUCAGAUCUACCAGCCGCCCCCAGGGCAGGCCUUCCUCAGGGUCAGGCAGGUCGGCAGACGCCUACAGGUCGUCAGAGGGAUCCUCGGGGUCUCACAGCAGGCAUCAGCACGGCAGCUAUCACAUGGAUAGUAGGAGCAGCAGAGACUGCAGGGCAUACAGAGUUGGAGGCAGCAGCAGGCACCCGGAGUGGGAAACAAGGAAGCGUAAGGCCCCAGUGGUGAGCUCCGUGGUGCGGGUGAACCAGGCGGCUGACGAGGGUCCAGACAGUGACGAGCUGGAGGAGGAGGAUGACGAGGAGGAUGAAGGAUACGGCGUCAAGAGCAUGUCCAGCAGAGUGUCCAUGCCUUCCAAACCAGAACACAGCCUUGUAGGUUUGGAGCCCAGUGUAAACGUACUGGCUGCACCUUCUACCACCCCACUGCCUCGGUCCCUCCCAGACACGCCCUCAAGUGGACUAAGGCCAGAGCAGCUAGACUACAAGAGACGAGCAGCCGAGACUGACUGAAUCCAGAUGAUGUGAAGCUAUUGAAGAUGUGAUGACGCUAUUCAGUUAUUUUAAUUUUUUUAAUUCCCUUAUGGUUUAAUUAUCAACGAUCUGGUCAGUCUUUUUAUUUGCUUUUAUAAAUUUUUUAUUUGUGAAACAGAUUUUUUAAAACCGGACAACUUACAGGGUUUUAUAAAGUGGUGGUACGGCACAUUUUUUUUUAUAUUACUGAAAGUAUAUUAAAGUACUCCACAUGUCAA